CGGGUUAGGUGAGCUGAUCCCAGAUCUGUCCAUAAAACACACGUGAAGAGGAAGAGUUCCGCGUGGAUAUCUGACUUAUCCAACGUCUGAUCUCUCCAAUCCUCUCUCUCUCUCUCUCACGCGCACACACUUUACAGUAACUCGGCUCAUUGGUCUCAUCCUCUUCCACCUGUUCUCGCGCUCGCACACUGAUGCGUUCCGUGCUCAGAUACCCAACUUUAUUACUGAUUGAUUAGAAUAUUAUAGAUUAUAAGAGGAAUAAUCAGUGAGAAGGCUUGUGGGAUGCGUGACUGACGGAAGCUGGGCUGGAGGAAAGGCUGCUAAACUUAUUGGACUGUUAAUGGGAUGAAGAGGGUCAUUUGGUGGAAGACACACUCGAGUAAAGAUCUAUUUUAACAGAAAUCGAAGUAAACAUUUUUGUAACAUGCGGGACUUUUUAAAACAAACGGAUCGGACACUGUUUUACGUACGUAGGCGCUCAGGUUUGCGUUCGAAUUAAAGCGUUUAUUUGGAUAUUAUUUAGCUUGUUUAUAUAUUAAUAGGCCUAUAUCACAUUUUUAAAUAUUGAAUUGGUAAAAAAAAUAUAUAUAUUUCGUACCGUUUGGAUGUUACAUUACGUUUAUUCUAAUGACUAAGAAACAACGCCUGCAUACUCAGCAUGCGGAAUAAUGCAUCCUCAGAAACUUUAAUAAAGCUCGUGAUAUAAUAGACCAGCCUGUGUUUAUGCUGUGAUUGAACGCGACUGCAGUUGGAUAUGGCGAACACUCUGGAGAGGGAGAUUCUGGAGCGGGAGCUCCGUCCACGGCUCUGUUAUUUGACUAAAGGAGAUUGCGGCUACGGAUUUCAUCUGCACGGGGAACGCAACCGAGGAGCGCAGUUCAUCCGCAAGAUCGAGCCGGGCUCCCCCGCGGACCUGUCCGGUCUCAGGUCCGGCGACCGGCUGGUGGAGGUGAACGGAGAGAACGUGGAGGGAGAGACGCAUCAGCAGGUCGUGCAGAGGAUCCUGGAGGUGGAGCACCGCACCAGGCUGCUGGUGGUGGACCGGGUCACCGAAGAGUUCCUGAAGUUUCACGCUAUGCCGUGUACGGAGGAUAGGGCGAUUGAGAUGGGCUCUCUGUCCUCUCGCUCCUCAGCGGCGUCCUCUCCCCGCGCCUCCCCGCGAGACUCCGCCACUCCUCCCUACAGCAGACAGAGCUCUGAGGGCAUUUUCAUUAAUAAGAGUCCCAGCAGCGCUGGAGGAGUGAUGAACGGCUCGCCGCUCUACAGAGCUCAUGCCCGUCUGGCGUCACCCGUGUUUCUGCCGCUGCCGUCACCCGGUGAACACAAGACUGAGCCGGAGGCCGAACCCUUCACCAAACUCACUGAGGAGUCCAGCGUCACAGCCGAGCCUGAACCCGUGUGUGAGCUCAGCGGAUCACAGACCAGCACACAGGAGGAGAUGGCGUUGGAGGAGGAUGUGGUAACGAAGGACCUGCGGCCGCGCUUGUGUCACAUCACCAUAGGCGAGGAGGGCUACGGCUUCAACCUGCACUGCAAGAAGUCGCGCGCGGGUCAGUUCAUCCGCUCGGUGGACCCCGACUCUCCGGCGGAGCGCGCCGGCCUGAGGCCCAGAGACCGGCUCAUCGAGGUGAACGACACGAGCAUCGAGGGUCUGCGUCACGCGGAGGUGGUGGCGCUGAUCAAAGCGAGCGGCACAGACACACGUCUGCUGGUGGUGGAUCCCGAGACAGAUGAGCUCUUCAACCGACUGGGCAUCGUGCCCACAUCUAUUCAUCUUAAAGAGGACUGUGUGGACGGGCCAGUCAUAGAGAGUCCUGGAACAACAUAUCCAACCGCAGACAGCCCUGUGUCUUCUUCACCGGUCCCAGACGCCCCCAAGAUCUCUCCACCAAUCAUCAACGUCACACUGACUGACCCACAAAUCUGCAACGGCUCCCCAAGACACGAGAGUCACAGAAGCUCCUCCUCUCGAUCCACUUUAUCAGAGACGAGUGCUGAAAUCAGCAGCUUUGACACCAGCAACAAGCUCACAGAUUCUGACCAUCACUCCAGCGAUGACGCCCCUAAACCAAACCGAGAUGUGCAAUCUGAGGAGCGGCCGCUCGAUCCGUUCUGGGAGAGCGGUCUGCAUCUGAGUCUGACCGCGGCGGAGGCCAAGCAGAAAGCCCGGGCCAAACGGCCCAACAAGAGAGCGCCCCCUAUGGACUGGAGCAAGAAACAGGAAAUCUUCAGCAACUUCUGAGCAGCCUCACAUCGGAAAGCUCACCUCAGUCCUAGAGAGACACCACCAACACACACAGACCAGACCAAAGACAUGCAGCUUAGACCAGAUUAGAUCAACCUCCGGAAACCAGUGAAAGAGUGAGAGAAAAGCUUCGAGUUUGGAUUCAGGCUGAUCUGAAAGUAUGAUUUGGACAGAAAUGCAUGAUGGACAUCAUAUUAUGGGUUCAACUGAGCUUAAUUUGGCAUUUUGUUGCUAGUAAGUGUUUCACUUGUUUUACCCAAUAAUGCACAAGUUCCCUUCUUGAAGCCACUUCACUGCCAUCGCAUUUCUACUCUUUCUCAAACGCAACAGCGGCUUCCACAAACCAGAAAAUAAGGAAAGAGAGUAAAGAGAGCAAGAAGACGUCAUUGCAAGGCAGAAACAGUAAGAAGGAAAGACAUACUGAAGAGAAAGUGUAAUAGUUAAAGUGAAGAAAUGAUGGCAACUGAACAUUGAGCUGAGAAGCCAAAGGUUGCAGGUUCAAACCCCUGAAGAAAGAAAUGCACAGUAAGUUGUGUUGGUUGACAAUGAACGAUCAGAAGAAAAGGAAGAGAAGGUUCAGUCAGAGGUCUUUGCACAGUGAACACCUGUGGCCAGGUGGAGAUCUGAGUAGUGUAGCCUACUCCUAAAUCCUCACAACAUUCACUCUUAGCAGAAAUAGCACUGCACAGAUUUUCGUCCAAUCAAACACUCUCUAGAAUUAGCAUAUCGGCUAAUGGCUGUUUUUUUUUAAAGGGACGAUCUCCUCAAUAUGUCCCAAGCUAAAAGAAUAUUUAUGUAUUUAUUUUCUUGCCGUGUUCCCAUAAAUGCUGGUUUAACAUUUCAAAAUGAUAUUGAAUAUUGAGUAUUUAUAAACAUUAUAGUUCAACAGGCUGUGAUUAUCAUCUUAUUCCUGAUCAAUAUUACCCAGUCUGUUCGAGCAGUGAACCUCAACUGUUUCUGACCUCAGUCUCCGUGUGGAUUUCAAAAAUCAAAAGUCAAACAAUGUCUUUAAAAAUACACUAACACAUGUACAGAAAUCUAGCUAUUAAUAAUUAAUAACAUAAUUGUGUAUUCUGAAAACGUAAAGUAAUGCAACAAUGUAACCGAUUACAGAAAAAGCUGAAAUAUAUUUACAUCUGAGGCAUGUUGUUUUAAGUCAGUUUUGUUUUGUUAAUGUAUACGAGUCAUUCUACAGAAAUGUACACUUUAAAAUGUAUUUCUUUUUCUAACAUUUAAACUUAGAUCAUAUUAUUAGAUUACCUUUUGACUUGAUGAACACACAUAAAUGACAGCUUAAUGAUUUUUCAUUAGGGGGUCAAACUCAAAAAUCUGCUGAAGCUGCUUGCCUUAAAAUUUUAAGUUGGCUCAACUUUUUUUUUUUUUUUUUACAGUGUAAUCAGAGUUACAGAAAAAUAAUGAUAAUGCAACAAAUAAAGAGAUUAUGUUUUAUUUAUUUUAAUCAGGUUUGUUAAAAGUGUGAUUGAAUGAUGUGAGUUCAUGUAUUUGCUAUAACAAUGAAAAUAUUUGUUAUAAACAAGUAAUGAUGCAAUCCUUUAAAUCUUAACUCUUGAGUGUAGCAGAAUUCAAUGGAUGUAAAAUGAUUAUCAUGCCACACGUGACACAUUUUAUGUAAUGAGACAGAAAAACAACACAAUGAAUCACAAGUUACAAGACCAAAGUUCCUUAUUCUUCAACUUUAAUUAAGUAAAUGAGAC
Messenger RNA from Onychostoma macrolepis, 3960 nucleotides. It is a transcript of the gene nherf2, whose product is annotated as Na(+)/H(+) exchange regulatory cofactor NHE-RF2. Gene Ontology annotation, cellular component: apical plasma membrane. The record is from RefSeq and is a predicted model, not a curated record. Lineage: Eukaryota; Metazoa; Chordata; Actinopteri; Cypriniformes; Cyprinidae. Gene Ontology annotation, biological process: protein localization to plasma membrane. The transcript is spliced from 7 exons. Gene Ontology annotation, molecular function: signaling receptor binding; protein-membrane adaptor activity. Bases 755 to 2242 code for a protein of 495 amino acids.